AUGACCGGCGACACGACGGUGUCCCUCGCCGACUACCUCGCCGACGCGCCGCGGAACGCGGCGCGGCGCGCGGCGCAGGAGGCGGACUGGGACCUCAAGGGCGCCGAGGACGCGCGCCAGCUCUUGUACGAGCGCGAGGUCGCCUGGAAGUACGGCGCCCUGACGGCGCGGGCCAUCAACGCCUACUGGCGCGUCGACACUUUGUUGCGGGGCCAGGCGCAGGCGGGCAGCCCCCUCGCGGCCGUCCCGACGUGCCUCCUCGCGGCCGUCGCGGCCUGGGCCGAGGGCUCCGGCGCCGACGCCGUCGCCGCGGAGGCCGCGCGGCGGCGGGACGCUUUCCAGGCGCCCCGGGCGCGGGGCGUGCGGGUCUUCGCGCGCAUCCGCCCGGCCUACGACGCGAGCCGGCCCGAGGUCGUCGAGCGCGCGGAGGCGUCCGGCGUCGUCUUGCACGACGCGCGGCUCUCGCGGUCGAACCGGACGCUGCGCGUCCGCCACCACUACUUCGAGACGGACGGCGUCUUCGCGGGCGCCGCGCCCGUCGUCGCGGCCGUCGUCGACCCGCUCCUGGACCGCUUCCUCGUCCGGAAGCGGGACGCGGCGCUAUUAUUAUUUGGACAGACGGGCACGGGCAAGACGCACACGCUCCGCGAGGCGCUCGACCGCCUCGUGGACCGCCACGCGGGCCCCGUGGAGGUGCGGUUCCUCGAGCUCUCGGGCAAGAAGGACUGCCGCGACCUGCUCAACGACGGCGCGCCCGUGAAGCUGCUGAGCGACGCCGACGAGAAGAUCCACUUCGUGGGGGCGACGGUCCGCGCGGCGACGACCGCGGCCGAGCUCCGGGGCGCGCUCGAGGCGGGUUUACGACUCCGCGCCUCCGAGGAGACGGAGCGCAACGCCGCGAGCUCGCGGAGCCACGCCGUCGUCCAGGUGCUGGCGCCGGACGGCCGCGCGCUCACGCUCGUGGACCUCGCGGGCUCGGAGCGGAAAUGGGAGACGAUGGGCAUGCGGAGCCGCGCGCAGAACCGCGAGUCGGCGGACAUCAACCUGUCGCUCAUGGCGCUCAAGGACUGCUUCCGGGCGACGCACGACGGCGGGCGCGUGCCCUACCGGUCGUCGAGCCUCACGCGGGUGCUGCGGACGUGCUUCUUCGACGCGGAGGCCGUCCACCUCGUGGCGACGCUGAGCCCGUCGGCCGACGACCUCAUCCACUCCGUCUACAGCGUCGCGACGGCCUGCCUCAUGGCGCCGGGCCUCGGCGACGCGACGCGGUCCACGGUCGCGACGGAGCGCCCCGCCGCGGAGCUGUCCGCGGGCACCGGCGACCCGGCGCUCGAGCACCCGGCGCGCUGGUCCGCGGACACGACGCGGGCCUGGCUCCUCACGGCGGAGCGCGGCAAGUUCAACCACGUCGUGCUGCCCGCGGGGACCACCGCGGGGGACCUGCUCUCCGUCGACGCCGCGGGCCUCGGCGCGCUCUUCGCGGGGCAGGGCCGCGCCGCGCGCGACGGCCACGAGGGCGCCAUGUGGGUCGUCGGCGCCGACACGGACGCCGCCCUCGCCCGCGAGAUCACAAACGCCCUCAAGCGCGAGGCCUGCAAGUGGCGCCUCGACAUGCGCCUCGUCCUGGCGGCCCUCCUCCCCGCGGCGGCCCUCGCCGUCGAGGAGUACGUGGCCAUGGUGCCGGCGGCCGCGGACGUGUCCGCGACGUCGAAGCCCACCGUGGAGUGGCUGCAUUUAACGUACCCCGCCGACGUCUCCCGGGCCGGCGACGUGACCAUGGAGCUCGUGAAUGCCUCGGCGAACGACGCGGCCCGCGCCGUCCUCGGCAACUGGUCCCACCUCGACCUGUCGAUCGGCGGCGGCGGCGGCGCCAUGCUCUCGGCGAAGACCCUGGGCGACCAGAUGUUCGUCUUGGUGGAGGUGAAGGACGUCCCCGAGGGCGCGGGCGGCGGCUGCUGCGCGGACACGCUGCGCGUCUACGAGAAGGACGCGUCGGCGAAGGACCUGGACCUCGACGCGCUCCUCGCGGAGACCUUUGGCGCGAGCGUCGCCUGGGUCCACGCGACGCACACCUUCGACGCGUUCCUCGAAGAGAACAAGGCCGUGGUCCUCCUCCAAGUGCAGUACAGCGACGCGGACAUCGGCGGCGCCAAGGUCAACGCCAUCGUCAAGGUCGACGUGGCCGCGGGGACCGCGGUGGACACCAAGGACGGCGACGCCUACUGGUCCAUCGAAUCGAAGCUCGGCGCCGAGACGUACGACUACAACUCGACGGUCUACAAGAUGCAGUACGUCAACGAGAGCUUCGGCGCCGACUCCGAGGAGUGGCACGGCAACGGCAUCCUGAAGUUCGACGACGCGGCGGGGACGACGCUCCUCGCGCUCACGCACCGCUUCUACGAGGAGGCCUUCGUCGUCAAGGACCCCUGGACCUACGGCGCCGCCGACGGCGCCGACGCCAUCCUCCAGCGCUUCGGCACGUCGCCCUUCGCGUCGGGCGACGACAACGGCGACGCGCCGACCUAUCACCACUUCGGGCUGCCCGCGCACGCGCGCGAGUGGACGGGCGGCGUGCACAACGUCUGGUACACGGCGUCCUCGAAGACGACCUCCGGCGGCCUGCGGGGCAAGGAGUCCAUCACCAUGUUCAUCAACUCCAUCGACGGCCGCGCGGGGUCCUUCGUCUUCGAGUUCGAGCUCAAGCUGGCGCCGCAGGAGAACGCGACCGCCGUGUCCGACGCCGUCUUCGGCGGCGUGGCCUUCGCCUACGCCGAGUGCCACUUCAAGGCCCAGGCCAUGGGCGGCGCGCGCGUGCUCGGCGACGGCGUCUACCUCGUCGCGUCCGGCGGCGGCUCCGGCGCCGUCUUCCAGGUCAUCGACACCGCGAACUCGACGAACAGCAAGAUGGUCACCUACCCCGGCGACUCGGGCUCCGACACGAACCUCUACGACCCCUACACGCGCAUCGUCGUCGAUUGA
Molecule: messenger RNA, 2979 nt
Organism: Aureococcus anophagefferens
Lineage: Eukaryota; Pelagophyceae; Pelagomonadales; Pelagomonadaceae
Exons: 2
Coding region: 1-2979 (992 amino acids)
Biological process (GO): microtubule-based movement
Cellular component (GO): spindle; centrosome; kinesin complex
Molecular function (GO): microtubule motor activity; ATP hydrolysis activity; microtubule binding
Source: RefSeq, a predicted model, not a curated record